CACUUCGCAACCUCGAUUGUGUGCUUGUUGUGCAUUUGUGGCGAUAAUUUUUCCUGCAAAAGGCCUGUUUUACAUGAAUCCUGACAAGAGGAAAGUGAUAGUCUCAGUUAUUGCUAUCCCGAAUUGAGUUUUAUUCUAGAGCCAUGGUCGAUAACAACGACAUAAAAGGCAACUUUGACAACACCGAUUUUCCAGUAACUAACAGCCAGUUUCAGCCUAUUGACACGGAGGAACUGAUGAACGUUGUUCAAACAAUGGAUAGCCAGGACGUCAUCAAUUGUUUUCAGGGCGUCCAAGAUGAUUUUGGGAGCAGCCAAGUGACGGUCUCCCAGGAGUUCGGGCAGUACUUGCUGGCGUCUGAAGCUGAAGUGUUUAACGUGGAUCAGAAGCCAGAGCCUGAGCACUGGAACCAAUUUCCCACUCUUAACGAGAUGCCCGGCGAUGCGAAUUUCUCAGUUGGAAUUCCGGCAGUGAUGAAUAAUUCCAAUUGGAAUUAUUCUGAUAGUCUGAAGAAGAUUUUUAUAAAGAUCAAUACGCUGCUGAACCUCGACAUCUCAUACAAUAGGAAGAGAUGCAAUGGAACUAUGUUCCUCCGCGCUAUGAUUGUCUAUCCAGACUUUCAUUAUAUGCCAGUGGUUAUUUGCAAUAAUCACAAGGAUAUGCAGAAGCAGAACGGACACAACAUAAUACGCUGUCCGCAUGCAAAUGUGAACUACGUGGGACACGAAAAGGGCGCGAACUUCAAGGAGCGUCUCGCGCUCAUCUUCCCACUCGGCACGAGCGUGGUGAAGAGCGAGAAUGAUGACUACGUGAAGUCGUCAGUGACGCUGGAGUUCGCGUGCCAGAACUCGUGUCCAACGGGAAUCAAUCGCAAGACAACGGUGCUAUCGCUCACGCUGGAGGAUGAGAACGGAUUCAUGUAUGGGCAGCGGCUCAUAAACUUCAAAGUGUGCACUGUGCCGAAGCGUGACUGUCAAAACGAGGAGCAACCGCCGAAGAAGCGCAAGUCGGCGGGGAGUGGGCAGCCCUCGAAUGGCAAGAGACCAUGCUAUUCUGUGGUCAGCAAGGUUGUGAAGGAGGAGGACACCGGCAGUUCUGGCAGCCAGUGCGAGAGAGUCUCCAGCAGCGAGUCCCUCACGGGAGUCUCCUGCAAGAUCACCAUGCCGGACUUGGAUUCGAUGCAUGAUGUUCUUACAUAUGCCCACGACAGACUGGCCGGGAAGAUUCUCAACAACCCGGAGAAGAGUCAUAGCUAUGGGAAGCACAUCAAGGCUGUGAAGAAGCUGCAGCAAUCUCUUCCCAGUAGCAGCGCGAAGGAGUAAAUUACUAUAGUACUGCCAUUUUUUAUAUGUAUCUUUCGAGGGUGCUGCUUUGAGGUUUUCUUUUUUAAUACUAUUUAUAUAAUUACAAUAAGUGCAUCCAGAAUCCGUAUAAAGUAUUGCAAACACAUACUUCUAUAGUGGAAUUGUCAUAAGUAUUGCUACAGAUAGACCAGAGAUUUAAGGAAUGAGCAAGAUGUGAAUGGGAAUGAAUUGGAAUGAAGAUUUAUUCUACAUUGUAGUAUUUGUAAGAACUAUAGUUUCUGAUCAGGUCCUCAGGCAGCAUCCGGAAUGCGACGAGCUGUGGUUACGCAAUUUUUUUUUUAUAAUUACAAAACAAAACUACUUACUUCAUUAUACAUUAUUAGUACAGUGAUCUACGGAUAAGAUAAGAUGUUAGAAAUUAA
Phlebotomus argentipes is the source of this 1726-nucleotide messenger RNA. RefSeq names its product cellular tumor antigen p53-like. NCBI's taxonomy places the organism in Eukaryota, Metazoa, Arthropoda, Insecta, Diptera, Psychodidae. Gene Ontology annotation, biological process: apoptotic process; regulation of transcription by RNA polymerase II. The record is from RefSeq and is a predicted model, not a curated record. The coding region runs from base 144 to 1322 and encodes 392 amino acids. The transcript has 8 exons. Gene Ontology annotation, molecular function: RNA polymerase II cis-regulatory region sequence-specific DNA binding; DNA-binding transcription factor activity, RNA polymerase II-specific. Gene Ontology annotation, cellular component: nucleus.